CCAAGGUACAGACUUUUACAACAUCCGCACCCAUGCACAGUGAUUUGGAUCUGUGCUUUUUUUCUGUUCGCAUGCCAGGGAGACCACCGAAGAGGGCUUCAAUGGUUGGUAUGCCCGCAUCACCCACAAGUUUAAUGAAGAAAGGAAGGCUUGACGGAGGGUAUCAUGGCUAUGAAAACGGACAUAUAACUGGCGACCAUUUGGACAAGGCGUCAUUGCUCCACAAUGGCUAUAACCAGCAUAUGGUGGCACAAGCUGCAGCAGUGGCUGCCGCAGCGGCAGCGGCGACAGGAGCCCCCCCACACAUCAAUCCAUUGCCAUUUAUGGCAUUAAACCAUCAGGUAUCGCACCACAGCAUGAUUCCUAGCACAAUGUCUCCAUCCCUCUCAGUUCCAUCUAGUCAUUCUCAUCUCCAUGGACUUUCUCACCGAAGUGAUGGCGCUGGCGUCAAAGAUAGAACCGGACAUGGAUCGGACAUUCACUCUUCGAACAGAAUUCGAGACGAGCGUUCUGAUGCAGUCGGAGGCAAGGAAAAACAUUACAAUUUCGAAAGUCAAAGGAUAAAAGAAACAACAUACUUAAAUGGUGCCGCCACAAAUGGGCACAGUCCGGUCCUAAACCUAUCCCAGAACAGCAGCAGACUCGGAAUCACAGGACCGAAUCACACAGGUGGCGAUCACAGCGGAAGUGACGUUGCAUAUAAUGAUUUCGGUGACGAAGAUGAUAAUGAAACAGAUUUUGACGAAGACGACGAACGAGAACGAGAUUAUAGUGACAGCGCCGACGUCAGCAGCACAGCAAACACAGAUAGGCUUACAUCCAAUCAUGGGCUGCCAUUCCAAAAUGAUGGAACCGCCACCAUGGGCCAGGCUGUAUUUUCAAUAGAGACGUUGCUAAGAAACAUUCAAGGGCUUUUAAAAAUGGCGGCUGACAACGCUAGACAUCAAGAAAGACAACUUAAUUUAGAAAAAGUGGAACUGCGGGUUGAAAUAACCAGGGAGCGCGAGCUCCGCGAAACCCUGGAAAAGCAAUUAUUGGAAGAACAGAGGACGAGAAUUAUCUACCAGAAGCGCCUACGACGGGAGAAACGAUCACGUCGAAGAUUUCAAGAACAGCUCGAGGUGGAAAUGAAGAAACGCUCUCACUAUGAAGAUGCUUUGCGUAACACCUCAGCCGAAACUCUGCGUCUGUUGAAUGAGUCCUUAGCAGAGGAGCUGGAGAAGGAGCGACAUAACCGAAGUGAGAGUGAGAGAAAGAGCCAAGACUGCCAGAUGUCGCUCUGAGAAGAAGAAGCCAAAUAACGACCAAGUUGGUCAUUGUGUCGCUAGAUGUCCCAUGUGUUACAGCUGCACCCGUGAUGGAGACUUUGACAGUAAUGAACCCAAUACAUCAGAGUCAUGUGGAGUGACAUGUGUCACUCAAAAAAGAAAGGAAAGUGAAAGUUAAAAGAUAACAACUUAAAACUCGUUGAUCAACUAGGUGUUCUUGGUAUACUUGACCUGUUGUCGCGGGGUGUGCUUUGCAGAUUUAUUUAACUCUUGUUUGUUUGUUGUUUUUUCUGUGUGCACAGUGCAAACGGUUUUCGUAGCCUGUUGUCACAAAUAUAGCUGCUAGGUGACGCCUGACGUACGACUAGAAAAAAAAACAAUUUCCUUAGGGUUCGUUUCCCACUGUUCACAUGUCCGUGUACGUGAUGUCUCGAGUCUACUUAUAUCAUUGUAAAAAAAAAUGUACAUUAUUGUUUCGGCCAGCAAGCGUUUAACAUGAGUUGGCUGAAGUUAUAGUUGUCCAAAAUCUUCAAGAUAUUUGAUGUUUUGAAACAGCCCUAACAAGGAUGGCUAGCUUUAUCCUUUAGCUUUGUAGAUGUCGACGUAGACGAAGAAAAUAGGCUUGCUUCUGUGAAAUAAAUGUUAAAUUUAUGGUAGGAGCACUUGAAUUUUGAAACAGUAGAAUAUAUGGUAUCUGUAGUUCCACAAGAUGUGUGAAUAAAUACGACACGUAAAGUGUAAGGUCCUUUAGAAUUAUGUUCCAUGAUUUAACAUAUUGAAUAAAAAAAGACGACUUCGUGAAAACCAACUGAGUUACAUAUUAACGUUUUCUAAUAUUCAGAGUAAGGAUAAAGUCUAUUGGUGUUUUAAUAAUAGGUUGCAUUUUGUUUGAUUUAUAUCAUAGAACAAUUAAGACUAACUUAAGCCAACCUAAGAUCGUGGAAUAAUUGAAAUCAAGACACUCGAAGUUGAAAGCGGUUUAGCCAGACUAAGAUCGUGGAAUAACCGAACUCAAGAAACUAGAAGUUGAGAGCGGUUUAGCCAAACUAAGAUCGUGGAAUAACCGAACUCAAGAAACUAGAAGCUGAGACAUCAAGUUAAGAUAUUUAGAGCUUUUUGAAACCAAGAAUUGACAAGGCAACGAUAAAUCAUGAAGAGAACAAAGGCCAGAAAACGAUGAAUUGAAGUUAAAAUGACAUAAAUCAGAAUAAAAUAAGUACUAAAUAUUUGUAACGUGCGCAUAUAUUAAAUACAAUUAUAGAAUGAAAUGUUGAUAAAGAACUCUUCAAAAUUUUGAAAGUAAUUUGUUUGAGUUUUCUUAAUAAACAUUAAGAUCAAUACGAAACCGAGGACUAGUAAAAUAGUUUUAAAUGCUUAUUCUUAAUAAUAUAUUUUUCGUACGAUAUAAUCCAUUUCUCAAUGAAACACACAAGUUACUUAGGAUGUUUCCUCAAACACCGAUAAUACCACAUGCUGCUGAGGGGGUUUCCUCAAACUAUGAUAAUACCACAUGCUGCUGAGGGGGUUUCCUCAAACUAUCAUAAAACUACAUGCAGUUGAGGGGGUUUCCUCAAACUAUGAUAAUACUACAUGCUGCUGAGGGGGUUUCCUCAAACUAUGAUAAUACCACAUGCUGCUGAGGGGGUUUCCUCAAACUAUCAUAAAACUACAUGCUGCUGAGGGGGUUUCCUCAAACUAUGAUAAUACUACAUGCAGUUGAGGGGGGUUUUCUCAAACUAUGAUAACACCACAUGCUGCUGAUAAUAAUGUUCACUUUAUGUUUAUUAAUGUGCUGUGUGAACGAUAGAGUCGUUUCAUUUUUUCGUCCUUUUUUCUGAUUGUAGUUAUCCUGGAAACUGAGCAAACAAACACACCCGUUGUUUAGUGAAAUGUAUUCUCACUGGUCUUGGUUAACUAUAUUUAAUGUGAUUGUAAGUUAUGUGUAAUAACGUAGUUUAAUCAUCCAUCUUAUGGCACACAUACAUGUUCAUAUCUUUUAUAAAAAUGGAUAUAUUAUUGUAGACUAAGUUCACAAAUGAUAUUAUUAGACACAAUUGGGAGUUAAAACGGUGUUAAAUGGUAUUCCUCGUUGGAGAUAUUCCUUUAUUUUCUUUGUCUUUAUAUAAAAUUCCGUACGUCACACUUCACGCUCGUCAUAAAACGUGGUCGAACUCUUACGAUUAGAUUCCCUAACUCGGACACACGCCAUUGAUCACUGUCAAUCUCUCUGAUUUCUAAAGUGAAAAAAAAACAACAACAAGAACACUCAAGCUUAAAGUGUAAUCGUCAACAUGAUUAUAAGCUCUAUGUGUAUCUUUCAGGGGAGCUUACAUGAUUAUAAGCUCUAUGUGUAUCUUUCAGGGGAGUUUACAUGAUUAUAAGUUCUACGUGUAUCUUUCAGGGGAGUUUACUGAACAUUCCUGUGUUUUAGGAUUUUAAGCGACAUCUCAUGGUUAUUUGUCUCACAUACCCUAAAACUUCUGGCUGAACCUACAGGCAAAAGGGGAAAACAAAGAAAGUUUGAUGUGUGUUUUUUAAAGUAUGUAGUUGGUGUUUGUUUAUUAGAUCUGUAUAUGAACUUAGCUUUUAUAAGGUAGAGGGAGGUGUAGAUGAGGGUUGGGUUAUAUUUCUUUAAAAAAAUAUACUUCCGGUUUUGGUAUGCUAUUCCUGCUCUUCGUUUAUUUUCUAUUUGAUAUUAUUAAAAAUUAUAUCGCUAUAUAUAUAUUGCAAUAUCUUAUCUCAGACAUUAAAUCAUGCCAAUAAAAUGAACAAUAAUUAUGUACAGCUCACAAAGUAAUAUUAAUUUAUAAAUGUUUUACUGGAUAGAUCUUUUUUAGCGAUAUUUGAGGAAACAUUUUCUGUUCUUGUGCUCUAGAGGGACCAAUUCACAAAUCUAACAUAACUUGUUGUUAUUCAACAGCGAUUAUGUAAUGUUUCGAUACCUGAGGAGUACUAAGUGAUGUUAUGUUUUUAGAUUCAUGUAAUGAUUGAAGUUUUCUAGUUUCAGCCAGUCAUGAAUAAGAUGUGAGUGCUUUAUUAACCAUCAAGGUUAGCUUAAGCCAGUGCUAUAGGUAUGAGACGAAAUUGGUUUUUAGUGUUUGUGUUGGUGAAGUUUUCUAGUUUCAGCCAGUCAUGAAUAAGAUGUGAGUGCUUUAUUAACCAUCAAGGUUAGCUUAAGCCAGUGCUAUAGGUAUGAGACGAGAUUGUUUUUUAGUGUUUGUGUUAUCCGAAAAGAAAACAUAUGUUCGAUAGCUGAUAGACUGUGUUCCGGUACUUUUGUAUAACACAUAGAGAAUUGUGGUUGACGAGGAAGUACUCGCCCUCUUCAUGUAAAUAUGCUAGUUGUAAAUCAUACGUGUAGUAUAGUAGCAAUUAUACUGUGGUUUGACAUAGCUCUUUGAAUUCACUGUAGUUUCAUUAUAUUUUUAUUUGUGUGCCAAGCCUGAAGUCUCGGGCCAAAGUACAAUUUUCAGGUAUUCGUUUCUUGUUGUUUUACUGAUUCCUGUACUGUAUAUGCGUUGAACAACUCAACAUUUGUUGUCUAAUCAUCAUAAAUAGUGUCACUACAGAAUGCCUUGCUGCAUUUUAUUGUGACAAGAAUUGUGCAGUCAUUAGCUUCACGUUACAGCUGAUUCUUUGACAGGGUUAUUCUACUUAUUUUUACUUAAAAAUGACAUUUCGCUGGUGGUAAUCCUUACAUUCACCUGUUUCAUUUGUUAUGGUAAAAUGUUUCUAAAAUUGGCACAGUCAACAGAAACGUAUGGAACUAAUUUGGCAUGAUAAUAAAUUACUAUGCGAUUUUGUGUAUUAAUUUACCCUAUUUUACGUGACAAAUAUGCUUUAGAAGAUUCAGUCUUUACACGAACAGUCAUCGAUUGAAGGACUUACUAUUAUUGGGUGUCACUUUUCUUAUUCUAUAAAUUCUUACACAUAUGACUAAGAUAUCAUGGCAUGAAUUAAUUCCUGUAGGCGGGUUUCAAUAUGAAGUACACACAGAAAUGGAAAAUCCUGGUAAAACACGAUCUGAUCUGCCAGCCACGCCCGGAAGACACGCCCUAAUAGGAGAUGAAGUGAUAAGA
Messenger RNA from Limulus polyphemus (Atlantic horseshoe crab), 5347 nucleotides. RefSeq names its product dachshund homolog 1-like. The record is from RefSeq and is a predicted model, not a curated record. The transcript has 10 exons. NCBI's taxonomy places the organism in Eukaryota, Metazoa, Arthropoda, Merostomata, Xiphosura, Limulidae. Bases 33 to 1283 code for a protein of 416 amino acids.